This is a messenger RNA of Trichoderma reesei QM6a, 828 nucleotides long. RefSeq lists its product as uncharacterized. NCBI's taxonomy places the organism in Eukaryota, Fungi, Ascomycota, Sordariomycetes, Hypocreales, Hypocreaceae. The coding region runs from base 1 to 828 and encodes 275 amino acids. The record is from RefSeq and is a predicted model, not a curated record. The transcript has 53 exons.
AUGCCUAAUAAAAAACUGCAGCUUAUAUACAAAUACAUCUUUAUAAUAGAGGGCAGCAUUAGCUUUUAUUUUAAGGCUGCUAUUAACUUAAAUAUUAAGGGGAACUUUUAUUAUAAGAGCAGCUUGUUAAUUAAAGAGAAUAAGGGUUUAAUACAGGCAGGUAAAGAAUUUAGGUUAGGUAAAGAAUUUAGGUUUAGUAAAGAAUUUAAGGCAGGCAAAGAAUUUAAGGUAGGUAAAGAAUUUAAAUUAGGUAAAGAAUUUAAGUUAGAAUUUAGGUUAGGUAAAGAAUUUAGGUUUAAAUUUAAGGCAGGUAAAGAAUUUAAGGCAGGUAAAGAAUUUAGGUUAGAAUCUAGGGCAGGUAAAGAAUUUAGGUUUAGUAAAGAAUUUAAGGCAGAAUUUAAGUUAAGUAAAGAAUUUAAGGCAGGUAAAGAAUUUAAAGUAAAGAAUUUAAGUUUAAAUCUAGGUAAAGAAUUUAGGUUAGGUAAAGAAUUUAAGUUAGGUAAAGAAUUUAGGUUAGGUAAAGAAUCUAGGUUAAGUAAAGAAUCUAGGGCAGGUAAAGAAUUUAGGUUAGGUAAAGAAUUUAAGUUAGAAUUUAAGGUAGGUAAAGAAUUUAGGUUUAGUAAAGAAUUUAGGUUUAGUAAAGAAUUUAGGUUAAGGUUAGAAUUUAAAGCAGGUAAAGAAUUUAAGUUUAGUAAAGAAUUUAAGGUAAGUAAAGAAUUUAAGGCAGGUAAAGAAUUUAAGUUAGGUAAAGAAUUUAGGGGAGCUAAGGGUAAAGUGCUUUAUAUUAUAAUAAUACAUAAUAAAGUGCAGGCUGCUUUAUUACUGUAA